Messenger RNA from Nicrophorus vespilloides, 2529 nucleotides. Its product is annotated as insulin-like growth factor-binding protein complex acid labile subunit. The transcript has a single exon. Lineage: Eukaryota; Metazoa; Arthropoda; Insecta; Coleoptera; Silphidae. Gene Ontology annotation, molecular function: protein binding. Bases 126 to 2273 code for a protein of 715 amino acids. The record is from RefSeq and is a predicted model, not a curated record.
CGCUCCGGUAGUGUGCAACGAGCACCGAUGGCAGACGGCCGUUCUUAGACUUGAACCAGCGAUGUGUGCCAGUUGUGGUGCGCGUAGUAAGUGGUCGAAGUCCGAUUGAAGAAGCAUGCGAACAGAUGAUGAUGAUGCUGCUAGUCCUCCAGUCGCUCCUGAUCAUGGUGUCAACGGUGCGGGCAGGCGAUUAUUGCCCGGAAGUGUGCGUGUGUCGCAACGAGGCGGCCGCAUGUCGCACCGCCGGAGGAAAUCUGACGGACUUCCGGUUGCCGGAAGGCACCGAGUCUCUGGAGCUGUCCGGAGAUGUCGGAGACGAUCUUCUGGACCUUCUGGAUGAGAUGGCGCAGUGGCCGGAUCUGGUUUACUUGACUUUGAACGAAGUUUCGGAUCUUCCGGACCUCUCGAACUACAGCAUGUGCGGGCCGGAUAGCCUCAGGUCCUUGGUUAUAGCCGGGUGUCGCGUCGAUUCCCUGCCUCGGCAAUUCAAUCUGAGCGGUUUGUUGACUUUGCAAGUGGUUGAUGAUGGGUUGAGAGUGAUCGGAAGCGAGCAGUUCAGGACACUGGAAACUUUGGAGAUGUUGAAUCUAAGUGCGAACGCGAUCGCGGUUAUCGAGGGGGACGCUUUCGUCGGGUUAAACUCCUUGAGAAACUUGGAUCUAUCGCAGAACAAACUAAGCGAAUUGGCAGAUACAGUGCUGAUUCCGUUAAACACUCUGCAGUACUUGAAUCUAAGCAACAAUCGGCUGGAGGUUUUGAACGAAGCCUGCUUCAGCAGUCUCGUCUAUCUGCAGCAGCUAGACGUGUCUUGGAAUCGACUAUCCAAAGUAGCACCUGGUACUUUGGAACUUCCAAGCUUGGCGAGAUUACUUCUAGCUGGAAACCCGAAACUGGGUGGAGGAUCUCGUGAACCCGUUUUAUUCGUGGGAACGGGCAGACGUUUGCAGACAGUGGAUGCGUCACGAAUUGGACUCAAACAAGUGCCGGCCGCCCUGACGCAUUCCAUACGCACUUUGAGGCUCGCCGGAAAUUCCAUUCCGAGCGUGAGCUGCGGCGAUUUGGACUCGUAUCCUUUGCUGCAACUUCUAGAUUUCACUGCGAAUGAACUUGCUGACAUCGAGGAGGACGCUUUGGGAAGAUUAGAAUCGCUGACGGUUCUCUAUUUGGCUGACAAUAAGCUUCGCGCGAUUCCUCACAGUUUACCGGAGAAGCUGCAGGUUCUGCAUCUGGAACGCAAUCAGAUCGAGAGCAUCAAGACGAUAGAUCUUCAAGGACUCUCGCACCUAAGCACUCUUCUGCUGCCAGGCAACAAGAUUUCCUCCAUAAUGGAAACGGCGUUCUCGCAAUUAUCUUCGUUAAGCAGUCUGGAUCUAUCGCGGAAUCCCAUUACAAAAUUACCCACUGGUAUUUUAGCAGGACCGACCCAGUUGCGGGUUCUAAGACUGGCCGGGUUGAAUGUAGUUUCGCCUGCUAAAGAAUUGGAGUUUCCUCUACCAACUCCGGAGCAUCUCAUCACUCUGGAUCUAUCCAAGAGUCCGGGACUGGCGCGGCAGAUGCUCGCGGAUACCGCCGCCUUGGCGGCUUCCAGGGAAUUGCAGGAGCUGAACAUUGCGGACUCGGAUUUAAUAUACGUGCGUUCCGAUCUCUUGCAUUUCCUUCCGCAGUUGCGAAUGGUGCAUCUGCAUGAUAAUCCCCUCAACUGCAGCGGAUUGGAAUGGCUUGCGGAGUGGAUGCGGAAGCAGGACGAGCCGGAAUACAGGCGAGUAUCGUGCGCAUCUCCCGCCGACCUCAGAGGAACCCUUCUUGUGGAUCUGCAGAGUAUCGAACCAGAAACCACGACCAUCCACCAUGAAACUACCAGAGAUGCAGUAGAUGUCAACAUCAACGUUACAGCCGCCACGGUUGCGGUCGUGCCGCUGCAGGGAGGAAACAAAGGCGCCGAUAAUAAUUUGCCAGACAAUAAAGUAGCGACGACAAAGGAGCCCAUGAAUACAUUACGGGAAGCCGAAAAGGCGAACGAGAGUAAUUUAUUCAUGGAAAACUGGAAGCGCGGCAACGUGACCGAAGCGACGGCGGAGAUGUCCAUGUACAACGGGAGCGACUCCAAGAACGCUCUCGCACAUCCCAGCAUGCUCAUCCUCGUCGCAGGAGUGCUGCUGGCUGCAGCGAUCCUCAUAGUCUUCACGGCGAGGAUAACCUACAGGAAGCACCGGCUGACCCACGACGAAGACAUCGAGGUGAGCAGUCUGCCUAGCGUCACCGAGCUCUGGUGACAUCUAAGGGACUUCGACGAUGAACGCGUCGUCCUCUACGACACCAUGACUUAGGAAUACAAGUGCUUGUGAUACAUGUGACAUAAUUCGGACGAAACUUUCCUUUUGUACUUUAUACUGAAAUCCCAAAAAAAAAGAGAAACUCUGAAACUCCAAAAGAGGGCAAAAGUGGACGGACAGCCACAACAUGCUCAUCCCUUUUUUUUUUGUCUAGAAUUCUAAGAAAACAAAUUAUAAAUAUAUAUAUAUUUAAAUA